GGUUCGAGUACAUAUGACGUGCUUUGACCGAAUGACUCACAGAGCUAUACCAACCAUGGCACAACACCAUUACCAUCUCUCCUCGUACAACAUCCAGCAAGCCAUCAAGCUUCUCAAUCAGGCCCAAAUCAAUCCAAAUAAUGGAACCCCCAAAAUCCCUCCUGGAAACCCUCAAAGCAACGCAACCAGCCCAACUGCACCUCCUGCAAUCCUUCGUCCGCGCUCCAUCCCCCAACCCCCCAGGAAGCACCUCAGCCGCAGCCGCCGUCUUGACAGCAUACCUCUCAGAAAACAACAUUCCCUACGAAAUCAUCGCACCGCAACCCGGGUGCCCCAACAUCGUCAGCGAAUUCGCCGGCGGAAAGGGACCCGGGCCCCGCGUCGUCUUGAACGGGCACAUCGAUGCGUUCCCCGUCGGUCCUAACACAGACGGAUGGGAUAGGGAUCCCUACUCCGGCGACGUCGUCGACGGACGAGUCCAUGGGCGCGGGGUGGUUGAUAUGAAGUCUGGAACGGCAUCGCUGGUUAUCGCGUACGCGGCGUUGUAUGAGCGGAGGGAGGAGCUUAGGGGGAGUGUUGCACUAUGUGCGGUGUCUGAUGAGGAGACGGGCGGGCGAUGGGGAACGCAGUAUCUCAUCAAGCGCGAUCGAGCGAGGUGGGGAGGGGAUGUGAUGCUUAGUUCGGAGCCGAGUGGGAUGACGAUUCGGUUCUCGGAGAAGGGGACGUUGAGGAUUACGGGCGUGGUGAGAACGAGGGGGGCGCAUGGGGCGUAUUUGAAUCUGAGUAAGGGGGCUAUCCGGACUGCGAGUGCGUGCUUUGCGGAGGUUAUCGAGGCAGUCGAGUCGAUGCAUGUCAACGCACCGCCUGAGAUCGCCGUCCACCUGAACAACCCCGAGACACUGGCUGCUAUUGACCGAGCAAUGGGCCCUGGUACCUCCACCAUCAUCGCAAAACCAACAGUCAACAUCGGCACGAUCAAAGGCGGCACAAAAGUAAACAUGAUCCCCGACACAUGCGAGUUUGAGCUGGACAUCCGGCUUCCCGUCGGAUUGACAGCCGAAGACGUUCUCUCUGUUCUCGAAAGCAUAGGGCAACGAUAUGCAGACGAGGAGGGUGCAACGAUUACGCUCAAGAAGCAAGAAGCGGCGAGUAACCCCAGCAGCUUCUCACCACUGGAUCACGCAAUGGUCGAGUGUCUGAAGAACGGCGCUACUCACGCUGGUGGGCCUCGGCCUGUGGCGACGCCGUCCAUGGGGGCGACUGAUUGUAAGCAUUAUCGAUAUGCGGGGAUACCGGCCUAUGUGUAUGGAUGUAGUCCGUUGACGAUGGCGUCGGUAAAUGAGUCGGCGUCUGUUGAGGAGUUUUAUCAUGUUACGAGGACGCAUGCGUUGGCUGCAUGGGAGUUUCUUAGUAGCUAG
Messenger RNA from Aspergillus calidoustus, 1418 nucleotides. NCBI's taxonomy places the organism in Eukaryota, Fungi, Ascomycota, Eurotiomycetes, Eurotiales, Aspergillaceae. The record is from the annotation of a GenBank genome assembly.